AUUCUCUCGUCUCCAUCCAGACCAGACAGACUCCUCCACCAUGACCUCCUACGCUCGCUCCAUCACCUUCUCCAGCGGUAGCCGCCUCGGCUCUGCAAGGGCCCCCAGCGUGUACGGCGGCGCCGGCGGCGCAGGAGUCCGCAUCUCCAGCAUGAGCGCUCCCAGGAGCUUCUCCUCUGCCGGGGCAGGGUUUUCUGCUGCCGGGUCUGGCAGUGGUGGCUUCGACCUGGCCGACGCCGUCGACAUCUCCGACAACAAGAAAGUGGCCAUGCAGAACCUCAACGACCGCCUGGCGUCCUACCUGGACAAGGUGCGCAAGCUGGAGAAGGCCAACGGUGACCUGGAGCUGAAGAUCAGACAGUUCCUGGAGAACAAGACCAAACCGGAGGGCCACGACUGCGUUGCGUUCAAGGCCGCCAUCAGCGACCUGCAGGACAAGAUCCUUAGCGCCACCCGGACAAACGGCUCUCUCUACCUGUCCAUCGAUAAUGCCAAGCUGGCUGGUGACGACUUCAGGGUCAAGUUUGAGAACGAACUGGCCAUGCGUCAGUCAGUGGAGGCCGACAUCACCGGGCUGAAGAGAGUCCUGGACGACCUGACUCUGGGAAGAUCCGACCUGGAGAUGCAGAUCGAAUCGCUGAGGGAGGAACUCAUCCAGCUCAAGAGGAACCACGAGGAGGACAUGCUGGCUAUGCGGGCCCAGGUGGGAGGCCAGGUAAACGUGGAAGUGGAUGCCGCUCCGCAGCAGGACCUGUCCGCUGUCAUGGCCGGAAUCAGAGAACACUACGAGACCGUUGCCAACAAGAACCGCAAAGAGCUGGAGUCCUGGUUCCAGUCCAAGUCUGAGGAUCUCAAUAAGGAGGUCGCCGUGAGUACGGAGACUCUUCAGUCGACACGCUCUGAGGUGACCGAGGUGAAACGCUCGCUGCAGGGCCUGGAGAUCGAGCUCCAAUCACAGCUCAGCAUGAAAAAGUCUCUGGAAGGAACCCUCGCCGAAACCCAGGGCCGCUAUGCCAACAUGCUGGCAGGUUACCAGAGGCAGGUGAGCGGUCUGGAGGAGCAGCUGGCCAACCUCAGGUCCGACCUGGAGCGACAGGGACAGGAGUACCGGAUGCUGCUGGACAUCAAGACCAGACUGGAGAUGGAGAUCGCCGAGUACAGGAGGCUGCUGGAUGGAGAGAUGUUCAGCCCGCCAACCACCACUUCAACUUCAUCUAAAAGUAAAGUUCUGAUCGUCACCAAAGAAUACAGCGACGAUGAACUGGUCAGCUCUGAAACUGAGAAGUGAGACAGCAACACACUGCCAACCAUUCCCAGAAAUACACAAAUAAAAUGAUGAACUGAAACGUG
Messenger RNA from Perca fluviatilis (European perch), 1350 nucleotides. Its product is annotated as keratin, type I cytoskeletal 13-like. The transcript is spliced from 7 exons. The coding region runs from base 41 to 1288 and encodes 415 amino acids. Gene Ontology annotation, molecular function: structural molecule activity. The record is from RefSeq and is a predicted model, not a curated record. NCBI's taxonomy places the organism in Eukaryota, Metazoa, Chordata, Actinopteri, Perciformes, Percidae.